UCUGCUGCCUGAGUAAUUCCUUUUGAAACCAGAUAAUUUAACGCAUUGUUUUGAGAAGGGUAAGUGUUUUAGAGUCCGACGUGGAUGUUUAUUUACUUAAUUAAAUGUUUUACAAAAACACAGUUAUACUUUAUACUAUGAGGGCAGCGAGCCUUUUUCUUUGUUACCUCUUAUUUACGCGACAGAAUGCACUUCGGACCCCGCCUUGUUAGAAAGUUCGUGAUGGAUUCGAAAUCACGACGACGGUCUCACUCCAAGUCCAGAAGUCGGAGCCGGGAUCGGCGGUACAGGCCCAGAUUGAGCAGGUCUCGAUCUCCGGAGGAAAGGAGAGGCCGCAGUCGGUCUGCGGACACGAAAAGAACCGCCCGUGGACGGGGACGGUCGGGCAGCAGGGACUCCAGCGAUGGCUCUCCUGGCCGACGACGGCCUCAACACAGGGACCGUCCAGAUUCCAGGAGCGGCUCGGAAAGCGACAGGAGGCGAGUACCACACCGUCCCAGGACCAAGUCGAGGGCUCGAUCAUCAAGUUCUGAUUCAGAUGAUCCCAAUGUGAGGGGGAGGAGAAAGGAAAUGGAGAACCGGGUAGGAACAUCUCGAGAGAGGAGAAGGGGAAGGUCCCAGCCCAGCCCGGACUCCCGUGAUGGAAGCAGCGACAGAGAAAAGAGAAGAGGGAGAAGUCCUGACAGAGGGAGUCCAGUCAGAGACAGCCAGAGGAAGGAGCGAGACAGAGACAGAGAGAGGUGGAAGAGCAACAGCAGAGACAAGGAAAGAACAGGACACGGAGACAAAAGCCGUGAGCGGAGGAAGAGGAGUGAAGACAGGGAGCAAGGGAGGAGUGUGAGAAGCAGAGAGAGGACCAACAGAGACAGAGGGAGGCAGCGCUCCAGUUCACCCGAGUCGUCUGAUAGCUCAGGGUCUGAUCGUGGGGGUCGUGCAGUCAAAGAGAAGGAGGAGAAGAAAAAACAGAGGGAGGCGAUGAAAGCUCUGGAGACACCAGAGGAGAAGAGGGCCAGAAGACUGGCAAAGAAGGAAGCAAAGGAGAAGAAAAGGAGAGAAAAGAUGGGCUGGAGUGAGGAGUACAUGGGAUACACCAACGCAGACAAUCCCUUUGGUGACAACAACUUGUUAGGAACAUUCAAAUGGCAGAAGGCGUUGGAUAAGAAAGGCAUCGGCCAUCUCGGAGAAAAAGAGCUUAAAGAAAGGAACAAAUGUAUUCAGGAGGAGAACCGCAGAGAGCUGCAGAAGGUGAAGCAGCUGCGUCUGGAGAGAGAGCGAGAAAAGGCCAUGAGAGAGACGGAGCUGGAGAUGCUGCAGAGGGAGAAGGAGGCAGAGCAUUUCAAGACCUGGGCCGAACAGGAAGACAACUUCCAUCUGCAUCAGGCCAAACUCAGGUCUAAGAUUAGAAUCCGCGAUGGUCGUGCCAAGCCUAUUGACCUUUUGGCGAAGUACAUCAGUGCAGAAGAUGACGAUCUUGCUGUGGAGAUGCAUGAGCCUUAUACAUUUCUCAACGGGCUAACCGUCACCGACAUGGAUGACCUUCUGGAGGACAUUAAGGUGUACAUGGAGUUGGAGCAAGGGAAGAACGUGGACUUCUGGAGAGACAUGACGACCAUCACUGAAGAUGAGAUCGGCAAACUGAGAAAACUGGAGGCCUCUGGGAAAGGACCAGGUGAUCGCCGUGACGGCAUCAACACAGCCGUGAGCACUGAUGUACAGACGGUGUUUAAAGGAAAGACAUACAGCCAGUUGCAGGCGCUGCACCUGAACAUAGAGUCGAAGAUUCGGGCUGGAGGAUCCAAUCUUGAUAUCGGUUACUGGGAGAGUCUGCUGCAGCAAGUCCGAGUAUACAUGGCCAGAGCAAGGUUGAGAGAGCGACACCAGGAUGUGCUGCGUCAGAAGCUGUUCAAGCUGAAACAGGAACAAGGAGUGGAAAGUGAACCUUUGUUCCCCAUCAUCAAAGAGGAGCUGAGGAGCGAUGACGACGAUGAGGAGAGAGCAGAAGGGCAAACAAGGGCGACAAUAUCAGAAGAGCCUGGCCAGUCUUCAUCCUCCUCCACGAGAAAUAAGAACAGAGAAACAGAAGAGGAGGCAGGUCCAUCAACAUCCACAACAAGAAACCAAGAUGGGGAUUCAGGAGAAAAGGGUGGCAAGAAGGAUGAAGAGAAGGGCGAGGUGGUGGAGGCCGUGUUAACGGAGGAGGACCUGAUCCAGCAGAGCCAGGCGGAAUACGACUCUGGUCGCUACAGUCCCUCACUGCUCAGCUCCUCCGAGCUGCCGCUGGACUCGCACACGAUCACACCAGAAGAGGACACACACAGGCUGCAGUUAGCACGCAGACAGCUCCAAGUCACCGGCGAUGCCAACGAGAGCGCCGAGGACGCCUUCGUACGUCGUGCCAGAGAGGGCAUGGGCAACGAUGAGGCCCAGUUCAGCGUGGAGUUUCCCGUCACGGGGAAGAUGUACUUGUGGGCGGACAAAUAUCGUCCCAGGAAACCCCGCUUCUUCAACAGGGUCCACACAGGCUUCGAGUGGAACAAAUACAACCAGACACAUUACGACUUUGAUAACCCUCCGCCCAAGAUCGUCCAGGGUUACAAGUUCAACAUCUUCUACCCGGACCUGAUCGACAAGCGCUCCACCCCGCAGUACUUCCUUGAGCCCAGCCCCGACAACAAGGACUUUGGGAUUUUAAGGUUCCACGCAGGCCCUCCGUACGAGGACAUUGCUUUUAAGAUUGUGAACAGGGAGUGGGAGUACUCUCACCGACACGGCUUCCGCUGUCAGUUCGCCAAUGGGAUCUUCCAGCUGUGGUUCCACUUCAAGAGGUACCGCUACAGGAGAUAGAGGCCACAUACCAGGAUGGACCAAGACCCCAGUCACUGGGUUUCAACCAUACGUGGUAUAUUAUAUAGGCUGGACAGUCAAUGUGCUUUGUUGUAUUCUUUGUAGCUGCUCUCACACCAAAAAGCAGUUUGUUAAAGCUACAAAUCACUCUGUACUGUUGUCUGAAAAAGUCAAUUGUAAUGUAGUCUGAAAAUUACACAUUAAAGAUUUUUACUUUUACCUUA
Siniperca chuatsi (mandarin fish) is the source of this 3068-nucleotide messenger RNA. RefSeq names its product cactin (gene cactin). NCBI's taxonomy places the organism in Eukaryota, Metazoa, Chordata, Actinopteri, Centrarchiformes, Sinipercidae. Gene Ontology annotation, cellular component: cytoplasm; spliceosomal complex. Gene Ontology annotation, biological process: mRNA cis splicing, via spliceosome; negative regulation of innate immune response. The transcript is spliced from 10 exons. The record is from RefSeq and is a predicted model, not a curated record. Bases 187 to 2844 code for a protein of 885 amino acids. Gene Ontology annotation, molecular function: protein binding.